AUCUUUUAUUUCACAUACUCAAUACGUUAAAAGAUUGACAUAUCAAUGUGCACCAUUAGCAUAAUCAGGCAACGAGUUCAAUUUAAUAUGGCUUACAGAAUAUGAUUAUGUAUUCUGAACGAUUUAAUACUUAAACGAUAAGGGUUAUAUGACAAGAUGGAUCUGCAAAAUUCAGUAAUUAAACGAAUCUUAAUUUUCGCCAUUUUAAACUUAUUUGUUAUUUAUACUCAAGGAAAGAGAUUUGUAAGCAACGGAACUAUAACAGGAACUAAGAUAUCUUCGUCAGGAGAAGUGUUUGUGACACACGGAAAUACAGUUGUUUCCCUUUCUGCAAAUCUUUCUGUUAUAGACAAUAUUCAAAUAGGUAUGACUGAGUUGUGUACGUACAAAGGAUAUUGUGUGCACAAGGAGAUUAAUAAAAUUUCGGCACUGGAUAUAGUGACCUCCUCAUCCGAGAAAACGACGUUGCUGUUGGCUUUAAAGUUAGGAAACGGGAACAUUUUUACUGUUUCAUCAUCUGAUAACAGUCUUAACGCAAACGUUGUGAAUGUUGACUUUGACGAGUUUUUUGACAAAGCAUCACAUUCGUUUGUAUUUCAAACUGGAAAAGAUUCAUGGAACGUAAUUUUUUGCGAAAUCAUUGAACCUUCACACAUCUCAUGGAAGGUCAAGUCUCUUUGCCGUAUAUGAGAUUGGAAAAAAUGUAUCAUACAGUAUUCGUCUUCUUGAUAUCUACAAAUUGCAGCCGUCAUUCAAAUUUGAUAUUCUAUACGAGUUCAAGAAUGGAUCAAACGCAUACUUUAUUGUGAAAUACUAUUCGGACCGAUACCCUCUAGAUUCGUACAUGUACUCCUUCAUCCGUUUAUCCCUCUCAGGGACUCUAAUAGAAUUACCGUUCCGAGUUACAAACGCAAACAUGUCAUUCGUUUGUGCAAACCUAUAUGACAAAAACGACACCGAUAAAACGCUACUUCUCCUAUACAAAGACGCCUCAAACCAUUCCAAUGAUUCUAUCCUUUACCAUGUUGCCCUCGGGAACAUAGACGAGGAGUUGGAUGAAGCUUUUCGGGGAUGCAGGGAAGGAGGGCGUGGGGCGUCUCUCUAUUGGCUAAAUCGGCCUACCAGCUGCCCUCCAGACACUGCAUGUCCUUGUUACCUCAUGACAAAUUACAGCAAAAUUUUAUCGGCCAAAAUCCUCAUUCUUGCUCCUUCUACCUAUCCAGUAUUUCUUGAGGGGGAUGUGCUUGCCAUGGUUGUAAGCGAGGAAACGCAAUACACGGUCAUUUUCUUCUUGUUUGAUUCAGGAGUCGUACAAAAGGUAAAAUACGGAUUGUUUUCGGACAUUCUGGCCACAAUAAAAGUUAAAGAUACGGAAUUGGAAACAAUGCUGGACGUCACAAACGCUGCCCUGUGGGUUUUUGCAGAAGGGCUGUAUGUCAGGUUUGGAAGACAGUUGAUCCUUUUGAACACAAGCACGUGCAACAUGCAUGGGGACGUUGUAAGCUGCAGACGGGAUACAAGUGCGUGUGUGUGGUGUAUGGACUCAGGGUCGUGCGUUCGAAUAGAGGAAUGUAGCGGUGACCAUAAAACCGACUCGGGAGAUCCUCCGAGAGCCUCAUCCAUUAUUCCUCAAACGUCCUCAUUGGUGCCUGGCUCUGUGUUCCGCAUACAUGGCGUUAAUUUGGACAUGACCAAAAUGAUUGCUAUUGCUAUCGAUGUGGCCGGUGAACAGUGCCAUGUUCAACGGGAGACGAUUAGUUCCAGUGAUUUCCUCUGUGUUUUACUGACUGGAGUUCAGACAACUGUAAAUACAAGUAUGAAUAUUGCCAUCGGCAAUGUAACCAAGACGUUCAUUUUGAAAGUAUCACCACCAGCUCAUCUGAAACACGGAGUUAUAACUGUAAUUCCAAGUGGCGGAAUUCAAGUUACAAUGCGUGGCAACAAUCUUACUAGUUUAGGAAUGGCCUAUAUCUUCUUUAAAACUGAAUCAGGAAAUAUUGUUUCUCAGAGUGGUGCCAUGUGUGAAGCAAGCACGAACACAAAUCUUCAUUGCUUUACACCCCAGUUGAUUGGUGGCAAUGGUUUGGAGAACUCAACGAUCUACAUAUCUCAAGAAUAUGUCCUUCGUACAAAUUUGUCACAUCUUGGUGACAUCAAUGAAUCACAUGACGAGAAGAGCCUUUAUGUGCAAGUGGUUGAAGAUCCAGUUGUAUUUGGUUUUGAAGGACUUGGACAGGUACAGAAUGUGUGCAAUCUACCAUGGCAUGAAGAUGCAGUCACAUUUGUACUCAAGGGAGAAGGACUACUGAAUGUCAAUAAAGAAGACAUCCGAGUAAAAGUGUAUAAAAUUGGUCAUGUGAACAUUUCCAAGGUAACGAAUGUGGAGUUGAACUGCUCAAUACACGCUGACGUGAUCUGGAACAAGUUAGGAAUCUUGUCGACACAAAGAAGUCAUUGGAUGAAUGUCAUGGUAGCAAUUGGAGACAAUCUAAUGUACCACCCUGGAAUCCUUCACCUUGACCCACGCAAACCAUUAAAUGCAAGUUCCACUGUUCCGACAGGAUCAAUCGGCUUAACCAACUCAACAAAGCAGUCACCCCGUGUCGGCUCAACAGUGAUUGCGGUCAUCACAGUGGUGGUUGGUGUAGUUGUUAUAGGAUGUAUAAGUAUAUUCAUCUACAGAAAGAUUUCGAAUCGCUCCCACAGAAACAUAUUUAGAGGACGGUUGGACAGGGACCGUCCCCCAAUUGUGAGCUAUAGCGGGGAGCGGGUGCAUUCAGAGGAUCCGAGCACACAGUAUAGUCACAGUCUCUCCAACAGAGAUAUUACCUUAGACGACCGGCCCCUUUCUGACGCAUUGGAAGAUUCUACUGCUAGCCUCCUUAAAAGGUUUGAAGAUGAAAGACUACUCAUCAAAAGGGAACUUUUGUGUUUGGAAAAACUCAUUGGAAAAGGUCACUUUGGCUCAGUGUACAAGGGUUCGAUGAUCAUUGAUGAUAUAAAAAGAAAAGUCGCUGUUAAAACUCUGCGUAAGAGUGAACAGACGGAGAUGAACGUUCCGCAAUUCCUGAAGGAAGCCUACGUGAUGAAGAAUUUUGACCACCCAAACGUCAUGUGUCUUUUGGCUAUUUGUUUAGAAAAGGAGGAAAUGCCUUUGAUUGCUAUGCCUUAUAUGAAGCACGGCGAUCUUUUGUCGUACCUUCAUGAUGAAACUCACAUUCCAACCGUUAAGGACUUGGUCUCGUUCGGCCUUGACAUUGCUAAGGGUAUGGAGUAUCUAGCACAGCUCAAGUUUGUACAUCGAGAUCUCGCCGCAAGAAAUUGUAUGCUAGACGAAAAUUACCAAGUAAAAGUCGCGGACUUCGGGUUGUCACGUGACAUUUACGAGAGCACCUACUACGCCACUCAAGCGAAGGGUGCCCAACUACCGGUCAAGUGGAUGGCAAUAGACAGUUUGUCCAGCGGCGUCUUCAACGAGAAGACUGAUGUGUGGUCGUUCGGCGUAACGCUGUGGGAGUUGAUGACUCGAGGUGUCCGUCCGUACUCCGUCGUAGACAACUGGGAUAUGGAGAAAUAUAUCAAGUCUGGUCGACGACUACCACAACCCAGAUACUCGCCAUUACCUUUAUACCGACUGAUGCGGAGAUGCUGGCUAGAGACACCGGUCAAGAGACCGUCAUUCGCAGAUAUCCGGCAGUGUAUCUCAGGCAUGUUAGAGCGUGUGCAGCUUCGUCUAGGAACAGUUGAGAACGAGGCAGAUAUCGGGGCAGUGUAUGUGAAACUGAAUAUGGGGUCGCAGUAUGUAUACGCUAAUCAGGAUAUGGAGGACAGCGUUGAUCAGAUUGACUCUGCUGAAGCAGUUGACGACUCUGAGAGACGUGAUAUGAAUGAAAUCAUUAAUGAUCUAUCUGAAACAUAAAUGCAUAUGCUUUUGUAGGACUUAUGACUUUUACUGGCUCUAUUACUUUUGACUUGCCCCCAUAGCACAAGAUGCUAAACUGAUCUACUUACCCUAUACUCUGUGGGCUCAAGGCACUUUCGGGAGUUGUAAUGGACUGCAUCAGUCCGUUUCAUUAACUUCAUGUUGAUAUGAUACUUUGCAGUAGCAUAUUAAUAUAUAUUACGUUAUCACGCGAAACGGUCCAAGUCAUGCCUAGAUUACGUAGCGCUAAAAAGGUUUAAGCAUACCUCAAAACUUCGCCAAAAACCUUGAACAUGAAUAUUUAUUCGAUUUUGGUAUUGAUUUAUUGUUAAAGUAAGUAUUCUUGACAGAAAAAUUGUUUUGGCUUUUGUACCUUCCACAACUUUCAAUGUUUAGUUUUUGUAAGCAUAAGCUCAUUUCAUUAGUUUAAAUACAUAUUUUUCACAGAAAACAUAUCGAUAAUUUCCCAUAUUGAUUGUAGUGUUAUCAUUUUCCUUUAUCUACAUUAUAUAUUUUAAUUGUUUAAUUAAGAUGCUCGCGAUAUAAAUAAGUGUUUUGAUGAAAAUGUUCAUGUCUAUUGGAUGUAUGUUAUUUGUAUAUGCUGAAUGUAUUCUAUAAUAAUUGUAUAUACCUGGAGAUUUUCAACAGUGUAGUACUACUGUAGGACAUAUCCCCGGUUCUAGGAUUCUUGAUGCAACAUAAAGAUCAAAUUUAUUCAAUGCUGUUUGAUCCAAAUACAUGUACGAAUGGUAACUUUAAUGCAAAACUACUAGUAGUAACAAACAUGUUCGUACUCAUAAAUUAAACUUACUACAUACAUAAUAGAAUUAUUCUUCUCAUAGCUUUAAUUUCAAAAGCACUGCAUCAAUUCAAUAUGACUUUCUAUUAGUUCGUACAAGUCCCACGAAAGGUUGGUGUAAGUAAAUCUAAGUCACAAUAAGCAGAUUGUUCCACGCCACAAUCAAGUCAUUAAUAGAACGCAGCUUAACGACGAAUUUAUCGAUAACAUGUUGGCAUUAAUUCCGAUUUAUUGUGAAAUCACAACCAGUGUGGUCAUUAACUUUUAUGUUCUUAAUGAUGGUUUCUCUAGUUUGACGAGGAUGAGCUGAAGAUGAUUUCAAACCAUGCAUUAAGAUUAUGCUAAACCAUAAUGGCACUAUCCUAUGGCUAAAUCUAAAAAAGAAAGCAUAUAGAAUCGGAAAUAUUCAUUUGUAGGGUAUAUAUUCGUUGUGAUGAUUCACCUAUUUAUACUAUUAUAAAUGUUGCUCUCUUUGAUCUUGUACAGAAUGACAUUAAUGACUUUAUGGAUUUAGGAGCUGUUCAUUUAGUCGGAUAAUUGAAAAGAAUAUUGUAUACUGAAAACAUUAUACUUACCAUGCACAGUUGGGUGUUGCGUGGUAAAGCCCUGAUUCAUAUAUACCAAGAUACCUGAAAAAUAUGUAUUAAGUAAUGUCACAAGGUACUUUAUCUUUGUAAAUCUACAGUUUUAGAAUUGCAAAAUUGAAAAUCUUACAAUGAUUUAAAGGGUAAAUAUACAUUUGCAAAUAGUAGAGAUGCUUCAACUAUUGAUAUAUGAAAAUGUGCCGAUACAAUAUGAAGGAAUGCGCUGUGGAUGAAGAUGAGUAAUAAGAAAUUCAAGGUAGAGUUCUACUUAUGAUUAAAGACUUUGUAUCAGAAGGAUAAGUCCUGUGUUAGAAAUCGUAAAAGCUAUAAUGAAUAUUUGGACAAUGCUACAGGACUGAGAUGAAGAGAAAUCGUGUAUGCUUUUAUUUUCUUAUUUGUAGAAGAUUUAGUGUUAUGAUGAUAUUAUACUUAUCUAAGUUUGGCAGUAAGAAUUAAGGAGUAAGAAUUAAUACCGAAACAAAGUAAAAUUAUUUUUUGCGGAACAGUGGAAGAGAAAUGAGAAAUUGACAUAUAAAGGGCGUGAUUUUGAAGUUGUUUUACAUAAUAAGGAAUUGUUUUCACUUACGCCUUACUUAAGUCUAAGAUAAUAUAUCACUGGUAACAGUUUGAAAGCCUUAAAUAUAUUGCUAAAUCAUUGUAAAACGUCUUAAUUUAAAACAACAAUACCAUGUCAACAGUUCCAUGUUUUUGUUAGUCCUGUUGUAUGUUGCUCUUCGUAUGAGGGGGGGGGGGGGGUACUAAACAUAAACAUAUAUAAUACACUUGAAAUUAUGUAAACGUGUUCUGAAUGUACGGAUCAGUAUAAGUUGCGUUGGUAUUUAUAGUGAGUUAGGAGGGUAUACGAUAUAUAUUGUAAAUUGGAUAAAAACUAUGAAAUAUCAAAUACAGAUAAUAUUAUAAUACAAUAUGAAUAUGAAUUAGCAGUAGAUUCUUGUAAAACGGUGCUAAAAAGCGGGUGUAUAAUAUGAAGAACUUGUUUAAUACAAAUUGUUAUAUAUAUGAAUGAUCCAUAGAGAGUGACUUAACAUUAUUUAUUAAGUAUGUUUAAGAAUAUACUGACCGAUAGUUUUGUACAAGAGUGGUCAACAUGUUUUAAGUCAAUAAAUGCUUUAUUUCUCUACAAAAAAGUAACGAGAGUUUUAUAUGAAAACUUAUAUGAUAUACUACAAAAAAAUCUUCAAACUUAUGAUAUUAGAUUACAAAUAUUUGCAAACUCUUUGCGUAUGCAUACAGGUAUGUAUAAAAGUUAUCGUAACGCUUUAUGAAGAAUUAUAUUAUGAAUGUUGCAAUACCAGAGAUUUAGAAGAUGAAUAUUAGUCAAUAUCUAUCUAUGCAUGCUAUAGUUGUUUUAGAAAGAGAGAUAUGGUUAGACCUUGUAUAUUAAAAUGUAUAGAGCUAGUGAAGACUGAAAUGAAACUAUACUUAGAAUACCUAGACUUUAUUGUAAGUGUUCUUUAAAUUGUCACAACAACAUUUUGAAUAUGUUACAAUUUAGUUAAACAUUCGGAAAUGUAUCAAAAUGUACAUAUGUUAUACAUUGUUUUAGAUAAAAUUGCAAACAGCUAGAGAGGCACUUUUCCCAUUUACGUGUUCUAUACUUGCAACCCUGUUUAUUGAGCUUUUUCACGAAAUAGCCGCGGUAAAUAUAAUAUAGAAAAUAACCAUAAACGAUCGCACUCGAAUGUUGUACAAAUUGUAGUUUAUAAUAAAUGUUGUAUUUACCAGUGUUUACAUAAUAAGAAGCUUUAAGAAAUAUACAACGACUAUUCGUACAUGUACAAAGUAUGUUUUUCAUUUCCCUUUGAAUUUUUAUUGUUAUUGUUCGGUAUGUUAACAGUUUAUAUGUCUGAUGUUGCUGAACGCCUGUCUCGUAAGCGUUAUUUAAUAAACUCCAUGUAUUAAGUGUCAUUAAGACAGAGUUUUCACUUAGUGAUUCUUUAAUUAUGCACGCAAAUACAUGAAAGAAAUAACGGCAUUUCAUAUGAUUAAAACACGUGUUUUGAAUAAAAGGUCGUAAGUAAACACAUGCAUGUGAUUCGAUAGUAAACUCUGGUGACCGGUAUCGCGAUGAUAACCUGCACUAAUAGUAAAGAUGCGGUACAGUAAGUUUACUGAUAUGAAGAGGGGUUUAAUCGAAAUUAGUUCAAUGAGGUCAUAAGAGAUAUAAGAUAGAAUAAAAAACGUAGUUGAAAAUAUGCUACAUCCUCGUUACAUUGAAACGUUUUUGUAAUGUGUUUAUGAAAAAGGUAUUUCUUUUUUUUCAAAUUACGCUCUAAUGUAUUGUUAUUUUGUAAAUUAUGUAUAUUGACGAUGUACUAUGUAAAUACCUAAAAUAAACACUUCUGUUUG
This is a messenger RNA of Mya arenaria, 7675 nucleotides long. RefSeq names its product hepatocyte growth factor receptor-like. The transcript is spliced from 18 exons. Gene Ontology annotation, cellular component: signaling receptor complex. Bases 845 to 3919 code for a protein of 1024 amino acids. Gene Ontology annotation, molecular function: transmembrane receptor protein tyrosine kinase activity; ATP binding. Gene Ontology annotation, biological process: multicellular organism development; cell surface receptor protein tyrosine kinase signaling pathway; protein phosphorylation. NCBI's taxonomy places the organism in Eukaryota, Metazoa, Mollusca, Bivalvia, Myida, Myidae. The record is from RefSeq and is a predicted model, not a curated record.